UAUUCCUGGAGGUUUGUUUACACCUCCAAGCUUAAUUUAAUACAAAAUAUAGAGCCAGGUACUCGAGGUUUGGAUGGAAGGCCAGGAAUAUCGGGCAAUAGCCUGAAUCAAGGAUAUGAUAGCGGAUUAAAGGUAUUUUUAUUUUAAUGAAUGAAAAAUAACUUAAAUAUAUUUUAUGAGUGCAUUCAAUGCCCAGCCGGCCCUCAGGGGCCACCCGGUCCAAGUGGAACAGUUGGAAGUCCAGGACCGCCUGGACAGCAAGGAUUGCCUGGCCAAUUUGGCGAAGAUGGAAAUCCAGGACCGCCCGGAUGUCUUCCCGGGCCAAAAGGCCUUCCUGGACCUCCAGGGGAGCAAGGGCCACAAGGACAUCCAGGGCCGCCGUCAGCAGUAAUCGGACAAAUGGGACCGCCAGGAAUGAUGGGACCUCAAGGGAUUGCUGGAAUUCCAGCUCCCCCUGGAAUUCAAGGACCUCCAGGAUUUCCUGGCACUCCAAGCAGAGAUUCUUCAUACUGUCCUUGUCCUCCAAGAAACCAGCCACCUUUAAAUUAUGCCAAUGUUCUUAAUCAGCCUGGACAAGUUCCUCCUUACAAAAAGAAACUUUACUGA
Meloidogyne enterolobii is the source of this 606-nucleotide messenger RNA. The record is from the annotation of a GenBank genome assembly. NCBI's taxonomy places the organism in Eukaryota, Metazoa, Nematoda, Chromadorea, Rhabditida, Meloidogynidae.